ACAAACUUCAGAGUGAUCCUUAUGACAAGUUGAGUCGCGAGCGUAUCAUAUAUAUCAAAGAGGAGCACCGUUCUUCCGUGAGCUACUGCAGGAUGUCACGUUUAACUAAAAACCGUUUGACAAGUUUAGUAAAUCCGCUCUUGUGCGGUUUCAGCGUGUGACGAGCUGAAUUUCGAUAAGAACAUCUCGUGAGUGCUUGAGUGUGAGUGCGUAUGUCAGUCACUUUCGCUUGUGAAGUGCGUUUAGAUAACUCCUGGAUGCCAUUGAGGUGCUGGAGUCACACCGUCUAAAAUGGAGUAAAUUAUGCUGAUGGAGGAACAGAGCAGCUCUGGAGAGAAAGGUGUGCUCUACAGAUGGCAGGGCUAUUCCUGCAGGGUGACCCCGGAGAGACUGCUGCUGUCCAGGCCAGUGCUUCAUGCUGCACUGGGGACUUCACAUGGACUUCUGCUGACAGAUGGGCAUGUGUAUAGUUUUGGCGAGCAGCCGUGGAAACGAGUCGAAUCUCAGCCUGCUGGCCCUGUUAUAGAAAGUGUCCUGAACGGUCAGCGUGUGAUCUCUGUGUCAGCGGGCAGCUAUCACUGUUCUGCUGUAACAGAGGAUGGCCUCAUCCACAUGUGGGGGGAGAACUCUCAUGGCCAGUGUGGCAUCUCUGGAAUGGACCAGGUACCCAGUCCCACUCCCGUUAGUGUGGUGGAUGGCGAGACCCAUCCUCCGCAACUGGUCCGAGUCCUGAAUGUGGCCUGUGGAGCACAGCACACUCUGGCCCUGUCAAGGAAGCAUGAGGUGUGGGCCUGGGGUAGCGGCUGCCAGCUGGGACUAGUCACCAGUGUAUUCCCGGUAUGGAAACCCCAGAAGGUGGAGCAUCUUGUGGGAAGAUAUGUGGUUCAGAUCGCUUGUGGUGGGUUCCACAGCCUGGCUCUGGUUCAGAUUCUUUCUCCCCCAGAGGACAGUCAGCAAGCUCAGGAUAGAUGUGGGCAGUGUAAGCAGAGCCUUUACACCAUGAUUGACAAGGAUGACCAUGUUAUUAUCUCUGAUGAGCAUUACUGCCCACUUGGAGUGGAACUGAAUGAUUAUAAAGAAGGUCGUCGGUCAGGACCGAGUUCUCCAGCUCAGACACCACAAAGCAAAAGCUCCUCGCCCCACUUCGAAGUAGCCCCUUUGUCCUCGAAGAACAUCUGCGAAGACCCAUGUUCUUCAGUCGGAUCUCAGAAAAAUGCAACAAGUCAGGAGGCUCAGCCAGAUCCUGCUUUAACUGAGACUGGACAUCCACGUCUACGACGAACCAAAAACACUCCCUACCCUGAUGAGCAAGCUCUUACAGACUACCUCAAAAGAAUUUCAGACCAGACCCUCGCUGAGCAACCCGAGGCCACCACUUCGGCAGGUUCCCAUCCUCUGAGCCGUCAGACAUCACUUACAUGUCCUUUCCAAUCAGAGCAAAGAGAUGAGCUUACACUACGUCCCUCUUCACCAGCACUGAGUAGAACUGAUAGUAUCACAGCUUCUGGCAGACAACGCUGUGCAUCAGAUACUAUCAUAGACCGGAAACACUCGCUCCAUUUGAAAUCAACACUGGAGUCCACCUCUGACGAUUCUUCACAGCACUCAAGUGUGGAUGGAGGCAUUUGCAUCAGUGACCUUGUGAUUAGCAAUGGAUGUUUAUUUGAGGCCUGUGAGGAAGGAGGGGAGCCCACUGGAAUGGACCUCUGUCCAGCAGAUCCUCUUCAAGGCAAGAAGAGCACCAGUCUGACAGACAUCAUUUUAGAGGACACUGAAGCACAUAAUCACAGAGGGUCUUCACAUGGCUUCUCUCCAGUGUCACCUUCUGGCUGUCAUCGAAUCAACCAUUUAAGAGCAGCAGUGGGUGCCCUGACUACUACCUGUACUUCUACCUCAGAAUCCAGAGAUCUCCUUCCUUCUCUCUACACUGAGGUGUGGAGUUGGGGGAGUGGCCAGGAAGGUCAGCUGGGUCAUGGAGACUGUUUGCCCAGGUUACAGCCUCUCUGCAUCAAAAGCUUAAGUAAAAAGGAAGUUGUCAAGAUCACUGCUGGAGCAAAUCACUCCUUGGCACUGACGGCUCAAUGUCAGGUUUAUUCCUGGGGAAGUGACACAUUUGGACAGUUGGGUCGUAUGAAUGCUCCCAGCACAGUUCCCAAUCUCACCAUGAUUUCUGAGGGUAUCCGUGUGUGGGACGUGGCAGCAGGACAAACGCACACUUUGCUGCUGGCUGAUGGAGACUGUUAUCAGCCCAUACUGUACUACAGCGGAGAGCAGGUGCUGGAGAACACUGUCAGUGCUCAUCACCUCUCCGGGACCUGCACCCAGACGCCCACCCUUCUGCCUUUCUGCAUCAAUAUUGGCUAUGUGAGCAAAGUGUUUGGAGGAGGACUGAAUUGUUUGGCCUUGGCUGAUCAGAACGCAAUGGGUUUCAUAGCUACAAUCCAUGAACUCGCUUCGGCGGAGAGGAAAUUCUACUGCACCCUCAGUAAGGUGAAGAGCCAAAUCCUGAGCCCCCUGUUAGCGCGUGCGGGUCUGGCCUUGUCUCUGGGUCCGUCCUCCAUGUUGCUGUUUCAAGAGAUGGCUGGUAGUUUCAGCAAGCUUUGCCAUCUGACGGGACAGCACUCAGUAUCCCUCACCAACUUCCUGCAGCGAGGCAAAGUGAUCAAAACACUGGUCUUGAUCAAGAGCACAGACAUAUUCAUGGACACAUAUAAAGAGUACUGCGAGCCAGUAGGAAACUUUCUUGUUAUGGGAGGAUUCCAGUCAUUGCUGAAACCCUCACAAGAAUGCUUUGGGAAGAAACUGGAGCUGAUACAGACUCUGCUAGAGUCCAAGGAGAAGAGCACAUCACACUAUGAUCUGUUAGUCAACUUGUUUUAUAUGCCUUUGCAGCACCUGCAUGGGUAUAACAGAUUACUUCUGAAACUAGCCCACUGCUUUGAAGUGAGCACUGAGGAAUAUGAAUGGAUUCAGAAUGGCUGCUCCAAAUAUGAAGAUUUAGCUCGCCUUGUCAGCAAGCAGAGAAGAGAUGCUGAGGCCACUUUCAGUUUCUGGAAGAACUUCAAAGGAAAGAAUUCGGAAUCCCUGCGUAAGCCGUCUCGUCGUCUGGUUUGUGAGAGCAGUAAUAAAGCUCUGGUGUUACAGAACGCUGGGAGAUUCUCUGCAAGCUGGUUCAUCCUCUUCAAUGAUGUGCUGGUUCAUGCACAGGGCACUAUUCCCUCAAAGAAGCUUUUCUCAUCUCAUUACAUUUAUCCACUUGCUACACUGUGGGUGGAGCCCAUCUCAGAUCUAAAUGUGGGCCAACAUGGCCUUAAAGUGACCACACCUGAAGAUAGCUUUGUUGUUCUGGCAGUGUCCCCUUUGGAAAAGGGGAAGUGGUUAAAAGCCAUUAACCAGGCCAUUGAGGACGUGCUUACUGUAGGCCUGAAUGGGAGGACGUGUUUGUCUAGAAGCAGCCAGAAAGGUCAAACUUCUGUGUCACGUACUUCCACCUACACUUUCAGCAAAGAGGGUCGACUCAAAGAUGCUACGUAUGAGGGCCGUUGGCUGUCAGGCAAGCUUCAUGGCAAAGGGAGCCUGAAGUGGCCAGAUGGGACAGUUUACUGUGGCACAUUCAAGAACGGGUUGGAGGAUGGGUUUGGAGAUUUUAUGAUGCUCAACACGACCUUCAACAAGUUUGAGCGUUACCAAGGUCACUGGAAGGAGGGGAAAAUACAUGGCGUCGGCACAUUUUGGUAUGCUUCAGGUGAGGUAUACGAGGGCUCAUUCAGGGACAACAUGCGUCACGGUCACGGCAUGUUACGCAGUGGAAAGUUGGCCUCUCCUUCCUCCAGUAGUGUGUUUGUGGGCCAGUGGGUUCAAGGGAAGAGAACGGGCUAUGGGGUGUGCGAUGACUUCAGCAGAGGAGAGAAAUACAUGGGAAUGUGGCUCGAUGAUCAGCGUCAUGGAGACGGAGUCGUUAUUACUCAGUUUGGAUUGUAUUAUGAAGGAAACUUCAUUAAUAACAAGAUGAUGGGCAAUGGGACUCUUCUCUGUGAUGAUGACACUGUCUUUGAGGGCGAGUUUUCAGAAGACUGGACUCUGUGCGGAAAGGGUGUUCUGUUCAUGCCUAAUGGUGACUCUUUGGAGGGGGUCUUUGACGGUCACUGGGGAGACGGUCUGAGAGUGGCUGGAACAUUUACAAAACCCUUUGAAGCUCUGAGGAGAGAAAGAAAGAUUCCUUUGGCUGGUCAACACGCAGUGCCUGCAGAAGACAAGUGGAAGGCAGUGUUUGAUGAGUGCUGGAGCAGAUUAGGCUGUGAAACUCCUGGUGAAGGAGUGUAUGAGAAAGCCUGGGAGAACAUCGCCAUUGCCCUCACUGCCAGACGCAGACAACAGAGAGAUCGUGCAGAGGAGCUGAGCCGAUCUCAGACUAAGAUGCUGGAGAGUCUUGAGGUGAUUCCUCAACAUGUGAGCCCUGUUACUGCAGACUCCUACAACAACAUCCGGCGGUAUCUCAUGAAGGCUUGUGAUACCUCUCUUCACCCACUGGGCUGGCUGCUGGAGACCCUUGUGACUGUGUACAGGAUGACCUAUGUUGGUGUGGGCUCCAACAGACGCCUCCUACAGCAGGCAGUGGAGGAGAUCCAGUCAUACCUAACACGCAUAUUUCAAAUAGUCAGGUUUCUGUUUCCUGGUCUCCCUGAGGACGGAGGUUUUAUUUUGGAUUCCUCCAGUUCUUCAGACGAGGGCACAGACUCUCUUAACAGCAGUACACACUCAGAAACUCCACAGCAGGGUUGUUUAGUGAGCAGCUCAAGUCUUCUCCUGCCGGUGUUGAUGCCGAGGCUUUACCCUCCUCUCUUCACCCUCUACACACUAGAGAAAGAGAGAGAGGAGGAGGUGUACUGGAACUGUGUUUUAAGACUCAACAAACAGCCUGAUCUUGCUCUUCUAGCCUUCCUUGCAGUACAAGAAAAGUUCUGGCCAGUUUCUAUCUCUGUACUGGGAGAGAAAAAGCAGGUCUUGCCUAGUACUAAAGACGCCUGCUUUGCCACUGCUGUUGAAACCCUGCAACAGAUCAGCACAGCGUUCACUCCCUCAGACAAGUUGCAAGUGAUUCAGCUGACCUUUGAGGAGGUCACUCAGGAUGUGCAGGCUCUGCUUGGGAAAGAGUUUCUGUGGUGCAUGGAUGACCUCUUUCCAAUCUUCCUCUAUGUGGUGCUCCGCGCACGGAUCAGAAACCUGGGCUCUGAAGUGAGUCUGAUUGAGGACCUUACAGACGGCAGUCUACAGCUGGGACACCUUGGAUUCAUGUUAACAACUCUCAAAGCCUGCUACAACCAGAUUCAGCUUGAGAAGACAACAUAGGAGGGGUUUGUUUGUGAGUGGAGCAGCCACAGCUCAUUUAAAGAGACUUGGAUUACAGGUCAAGUCAAGAUGUGCUCAUAUAUUUCAGGUCUCAAAAAUAAGCUCACUUUCCGCUCAUCUCCCUUAAAGGUUUAGUUCGCUCAAAAAUGAAAAUUAUGUCAUUAAUAACUCCCCCAUAUGCUGUUCCAA
Carassius gibelio (silver crucian carp) is the source of this 5538-nucleotide messenger RNA. RefSeq names its product alsin. Gene Ontology annotation, molecular function: guanyl-nucleotide exchange factor activity. The transcript has 33 exons. The coding region runs from base 304 to 5349 and encodes 1681 amino acids. NCBI's taxonomy places the organism in Eukaryota, Metazoa, Chordata, Actinopteri, Cypriniformes, Cyprinidae. The record is from RefSeq and is a predicted model, not a curated record.